AACAAAAAUGAUUGCACACUAAGAGAAUAGCACAAAUGCCAGAUUGACUUUACUUUGUCUAGGCUGAUUGUAGCAGGGGUUACUUAUUUGGUAAACCAGAGAGAUGUUGGGUAAACGCAUUUUUAAGUUAACGCUUUGACUCAUUUAUCCUGCCUACGUUUGUUCAAUCAUUAAUGUCUAAUAUUUCUUUCAGUGCAAACAUCUGCAUUGACGAGUGGUGAGGUCGCUGUAAUCGUUGUCUGUUCAUGUUUUGUUACUGCCGCCCUUGUCAUUUUAGUAAUGUAUCUUAAAAGUAAAUACGCUCAUAGAAAGGCAAGUAAAAAGUUGAAACGACCGUCAAGACAAGAGACAUUAGGCACAAGCAUACUUAGCAGGGCAUCAAUAGGCCUACCAACAGAUUCGUGGGAAAUAGUGCGAAAUAAAUUGGUGUUGAAAGAGGUCAUAGGUGAAGGCUUUUUCGGGAAGGUCAUACGAGCUGAAUUUUAUUUGAAAGGCAAAAAAGGAAAAACCCCCGUAGCUAUCAAAACCCUCAAAGAUGAAUGCAAGACUACAGAGAAGUUCAGAUUACAGGAUGAACUGGAGCUCAUGAAGACCUUUGAUAAACAUCCAAAUAUAAUUGAUUUAAUCGGAUGCUGUACAAUAGAUGAUCCAAUUUAUAUUGUUCUGGAGUUUGCUCCAUUUGGCAAUCUGCGAGAUUACUUAUUCAAAUCACGCAAAUCAAAAGCCACUGCUCUACCUGUUCUUCAAGAAUCAGAAGAUGCGGCUUAUGAAACUGUAAAUUUUGAGCAUGAUGCCGCCCUCUCUCCACUAAGCGCUGAUGAUCUGACGUCAUUUGCUUGGCAGAUAACUCGAGCUAUGUCGUACUUAACGUCCAUAAAGUGCGUUCAUCGCGACUUAGCAGCUCGAAAUGUGUUACUGACUCAUGAUAAACGCUGCAAACUCAGUGACUUUGGAAUGGCGUACACCAAAAAUCAAGGCGGGCUUUACGAGGACUUAAACCAGCCUAAACUACCAAUUCGGUGGAUGGCCCCGGAAGCUGUUCUGGACAACAUUUACACGACUAGCAGUGACGUCUGGUCAUUCGGGGUCACACUGUGGGAGAUCAUCACCUUAGGAGGCUAUCCUUACCCCGGGGUAACGACCGAUGAGCUUAUAGAAAAGAUUAAAGAAGGCUACCGAAUGCCAAAACCGGAUCAUUGUGAAGACACAAUAUAUGAGAUUAUGAAAUGUUGCUGGCAACUCAAUGCGGAUGACAGACCAUCAUUUGACCAACUGACAACGCAGUUGGAUAACAUAUUAUCUGCCGAGAAGGAUUACAUAGAUUUUACCUUCUUUCGGGGAAGCAUCUAUGAAAAUGUCCAAUGUGAACUACUGAUGACAAACCAAGCUGAACAUCAUAAUAAUAUGAACAACAAAUUUCAUCACAAAGACGAGUGCUGUCAUCGUGAGGACGAGAGCAAACACCACAAUCACAGCGAUAGGAACAGUCUCAGUGACGAGAAUAAUCAUCACAAGGACGUUCAAAGUUACCAUGAAGGCAAAAAUGUGAAUCAUGAGCACAAUCAGGAGAAUAAUACACAUUAUAACCACGGACAUGAAAAAAACAAACUUGAUAAUGGAAUCAGCGUUGAAAACAAAGACAAUCAACAUGCGUACGAUAAUAGUAACUACCAACAUGAAAAUAACAACAGUCAAUUCGGGGAAGGGACAGAUCAUCAGCGAGACGAAGUUAGCGAUCCGUGGUACGAUAAUGAAAAUAAUGUUAUAAACAUCGAAGACUAGUAAUCAUAUGUACAACAUUAGAGACAAAAGGAAUAGUGACCUUGUGUACGACACCAGCAUUGCGGAGAACAACCACUAGGCCUAACAACCACUAGGCCUAAUUAGCACAAAUCAAGAGUGGCACUGUAGCUUGGUGGGUAGGGCAAUCUUCUUCAUACACCAAGGUCUUAUGUAUAAGAAAAGUAAUACAGUGCUCGAAUAUAGAAGCGUUGAUGCCCAUCAUCAUAUUUUAUUUGUAUUAUAUUCAGUGUGUGUAUAAUAUAAAUCAAGACAAUUUCAGUACAGUUUAAAAAAAUGAGAUAAAAAGAAAAAGAAAUAACAAAAACCAAACAAAAAGAAAAAGAAAAAACCCCGGCUGAUACGGGCUAGGAGACACCAAAUAACAAAACGUAAUAGAAAAAAAAAGCCUUCGUAGCAAUGCAAUGAAAACAAAUAAUUAAACAAGAAUAGAAGACAGAUUGAGAAUUAUUUAUGUUGUUAGGAGGGUUGUCGUACCACAGAGCUGCAUGGCAGAUGGUGAUGGUGAUUGAUUUGCUCGAGUAAUCUUGAAUUUUUGGUACCACGAAGGGUUUUUACGACGAUACGCGACGGCCCGAUUGUUUGUUUAUAGUGUAUUCAAGUACUGUUCAAGGAUUCAAGGAACAUUGUCGACAAUAAAAUUUAGAUGUAGGAUGAUAUACCGUACAUAUAAGCAAACAUUAAAGAUAUAUUUAGUGUUAUAUUAAUAUAUACAUUAAACUUACAAUGUAUUCAACAAACAAAACAAAAAAGUAAUGAAUAAAUAUAGAUAAAACAAUUUAGGUCCUGAAAAAAGUAGGUUAAUCACUUUUAUCACCCUAAGUUGGAAAAGUGAUGAAGCCAAAAAUCACCCCUGGGUUGUUUGCUGGUGCAUUGGUAUUGAAAGUAAAGUAUAUGAUUGAGAUAAUACAAACAAUAUCUACUAACUAUUUACUAAAAAUAUGAAAAAGAAAAAUUUUCCGAAAAAAAAAUAUCAAAAAAAACAACAACAAAGGAUUAGUUUUUUUUUCCAAUACCAUAGAUGACAUACAUGCGGGCGAGGGUGAUAAAACAUUAAUUCAUUUUAUUGGGCUUUAGAAAAUACCUAUAAAAAUUUGAUUAUUGCGAAAAGGAUAUUUUUCUGUGCACUGUUAUUAUUUAUUUCUUUUAUUUUGUAUUUUGAGUAAGUGUAUUGUAGUCUACUUUCGCACGAUAAUUGUUAAUAUUCAAAAGUUGUGGGCCAAUAAACAACAAUAAGAAAUCA
Anneissia japonica is the source of this 3043-nucleotide messenger RNA. RefSeq names its product fibroblast growth factor receptor 1-like. Gene Ontology annotation, biological process: multicellular organism development; positive regulation of kinase activity; cell surface receptor protein tyrosine kinase signaling pathway. Gene Ontology annotation, molecular function: transmembrane receptor protein tyrosine kinase activity; ATP binding. The record is from RefSeq and is a predicted model, not a curated record. The transcript has 11 exons. The coding region runs from base 280 to 1782 and encodes 500 amino acids. Lineage: Eukaryota; Metazoa; Echinodermata; Crinoidea; Comatulida; Comatulidae. Gene Ontology annotation, cellular component: signaling receptor complex.